ACUUCCGGUGUCAUGGCUCCCCGUCCUGCUCUCAGUGCUGUGAGUCCCUCAGCUCGCUAGCCCGCCUUCUGGGACUUAUUCCAGCUGCGGACCACGUGGGAAGGACUCGGGAACACCGGGAAGCCGCGCAAUGGUGAUGGAGACAUUGACCUUGGAGGACGUGGCUCUUAUCUUCACCAGGGACGAGUGGAUUUUGCUGGAUCCAUCCCAAAAGAAGCUCUAUGGAGAUGUGAUGUUGGAAACUUUUAGGAACCUGGCUGCCCUAGGAAGAAACUCAGAUGACCAGCACAUUGAAGAUGAGAAUAAAAACUGCAGAAAAAUUUCCAGAAGUGAAGAGGUAGAGCAAUCCUGUCAAUAUAAAUUAUGUUAUGAACAUGGAGAAAUGAUUUUGCAGACUCCAGCUACAGAUGUGCACAUGACACUUGGUGGUGUAAAACCUGGGGAAGGCAUUUCCUCUAGAGAGUCCCUGGCUUAUGAUUCAUCAGCAGAUUGGUCCAUCAUGGCUAACACUGCUCUCCAAACAUAUGAACAACAAGGAUUUCAAGAGAAGCUCUCUACCUAUAAUAAACAUGGGAAAACCUCCACAAAAAUCAAGUCUUUUCUAAAAUAUGGAAACACAAGCCCUGGGGAGAAACCCCAUAGAACUGGUUGCACAGACAAAAGUAUCAUUGAAGAGAAAUCAGAUGCCAAAUCAUUCAUUACACAAAUUGGAGAAAGAAGUCAUAGUGAGGGGAAUAUGUGUAUAUGUGUGCCACCUGGAGAAGAUUUUGAUUCUCAUCACAAUAUUCAGACACAUAAAAAUGAUCACUCUGAAGAAAAAAACCACGUAGGUAAACUCCAUGGAAAAUUCUGUAUUAAUUUAUUGGGUAGUGUUGAAAGAAGUCACACUGGCGAGAAACCUUAUGCAUGCAACCAAUGUGGGAAAGCUUUCAAAAGAAAAGAUAGUUGGCGGAAACAUAAAAGGAUUCACACUGCAGAGAAACCCAAUGUAUGUAGGUACUGUGGAAAAGCUUUCAGCAGAAAAGAUAGUUGGCAGAAUCAUGAAAGGAUUCACACUGCAGAGAAACCCAAUGUAUGUAUGCACUGUGGGAAAACUUUCAGCAGAAAAGACACUUGCCAAAAACAUGAAAGGACUCAUACUGGGGAAAAACCCUAUGUAUGUAAGCAAUGUGGAAAAGCUUUCAGCACACGUGCUUAUUGUCAACUACAUGAAAGAAGUCACACUGGGGAGAGACCCUAUGUAUGCAAGCAAUGUGGGAAAGGUUUCAUGACAUGCAGUCACAUUCGAGCACAUGAAAGAACUCACAUUGGUGAGAAACCCUUUGUAUGUAAGCAAUGUGGAAAAGCUUUUACCAGAAACACUGAUUGUAAAAUACAUGAAAUGAUUCAUACCGGUGAGAAACCCUUUGUAUGUAAGCAAUGUGGAAAAUCUUUUGCCAUGUACAGUUAUAUGAGAAUACAUGAAAUGACUCACACUACAGAGAGACUGUGUAUAUGCCAGCAGUGUGGGAAAGCUUUUAGGACAAAACAGUGUUGUCGAGUUCAUGAAAGGAUUCACACAAGUGAGAAACACUAUAUAUGUAAGCAUUGUGGGAAAGCUUUCAGCAGAAAACAUAGAUGGCAAAAUCAUGAACAGACUCACACUGCAGGGAAAUCCUUUAUAUGUGAGCACUGUGGGAAAGCAUUCAGCACAAAAGAUAAUAGGCGAAAACAUGAAAGAAAUCACUGUAGAGAAAUCCCGUGUGUGUAAGUAAUGUUGAAAAACCUUUCAGCGCAUGGACCUAUUGGGAUAUACAUGAAAAUCACACCAAGGAUUUAAACUAUGUUUGCUAGCAAUGUGGGAAAUCUAACUCAAGUUAUUGUCAAAUCAUGAAAAGGCACUGCAGAGAAAGCCUGUGUAUGUAAGCAAUUUGGUAAAGCUUUCAGCACACAUGGUUAUUGUGAAACAUCAAAGAAUUCACACCAAGGAGAAACCCUAAGUAUGUAAGUAAUAUGGGAGAGCUUUCACCACAAAGACUGAAAAAUUUGUGAAGGUACCCAUAUGUACAUUAGCAGUGUGUAAUAGCUAUGUUUGCGUAUAUGAAAGGAUUCACACUGCAGAGAAACACUAAGCAAUGUGCGAAAGCUUUUAGGACAAGAAGGUAUUCUAAAUUACAUUAAUGGACUCCCACAAUGUAAGCAAUGUGGGAAAGCUAACAAAAUACAUUACUGCCGAGUACAUGAAAAGACUCACUGCAGAGAAAUCCUGUAUAUGUAAACAAUAUAGAAAACCUUCCAGCACAUAAAGUCAUUGUGUAGCACAUAAGACAACUCACACUGGGGAGGAAUAGUAAGUAAACAGUGUUUAGGGUUAGGGUGGAAAUUUGCAGUUCUACAUACCAUUCAAAAAUCCAUAAAGAAGCUUACACUGUGAAGAAAUCCAGUGUAAUGUGGAAAAGCUUUCAGCAUGCUGUACUUGUCCAAGACAUGAACAGACCCACACGCUUCAAAUGCUAUGUGUAUAAGCAAUGUGUGAAUGCAGUCAGUACACAAGUAUUGUUAAAAACAUAACAAGUCUCACUUGGGAGAAAGACUGCAAACAAGCAAAAGCCUCUUCUGUAAACAUCAUGCACAUUCAAAAGGGAGAAUAAAAUCCGUACAUAUAAAGUGAUUUAUACUGAUGAGACCGAAGUUUCAGCCCAACUUGUACCAUUAAAUACAUGAGAAAAUUCAUAUUGAAGAGACUCAGAUCAUGUAUGAGCCAUGUAGGACUUUUUUCCUCACCUCACAUGAAAGCGAAUGAAAAGAAAUUAUUUAUAUCCUCCCAUUUUUCCAGUAGACUUGCAAUACAUGAAAGAACUACCAAAGACAAACCCUGGGUAAGGAUUGUGAGACUUUAUUGAUACCAAUAAAUCACAAAACCUACAAAUUUAGGAAAGUUAAUAGAAAUACAGAAUAUGAGAAAUCUUCAUUAUUAUAUGAAUUUCUAUUAAACCUUGCACCACAUGGUAGAGAAGUUCAUAAGAAUAUCCAUCAUGUGGGAACACCUGUAGUCAUUGUGGCUUAAUUCGUGUGGCAUGUGUAACAGCACUGUGACAAAACAUUAAUAUAACUGAUGUACAGAAGUUAUCAGUUACACUGCAUCUCAGAGUGAGUGUUGUAUCUAUGGUGAAUAUCCAAAGGUCUCAGCUAUAAUUUUCCUAAUCCUUUGAUCACUUUGUGUAGUUUAAACCUAAAGAUGAGUUAUAUUAAAAUAUCAGUUAUUUCUCCAGAAAAUACAUAUGAGGAGGAGAUACCUUAAAGUACAGAUACUGGAAACAUCGUUUUUGGUACCAGGGAGCAAACUCAGACUCUCACUUGCCAGAUGCUUAUGCCAUUCAGCUAAAUCCCCAGCCCUGUUAACUCAGUGUUAAUGUAGAUUUCUGGAUUAAGUAAUUAGAGCUUCACUUUUAAAAACAUACAUUUUUGUGCCUCCUUGGUAAGCAGCAGCACAGGAGAUUAGUAUUGUUUUCUUAAAGUGGAUGAUAGUUGUCUUAUUUAUUUGGCAUUGAUAGAGCUUUAGGUUAAGUGACUUGUAUUUCUGUACACAGCACUAGGUUCAUUAUUUGGUGGGGGGUGUUUGCUUUGUGUUCUCUUACUUUUGUAGUUGUGCUGUACCAUGACUCUAAAACUGAAUUUUACUUAACUGUUGUCAUUAUCCCACUAGCUUGUAUUUAAACUCUUGCUGCGUACUGUGCUUUAUUCUAGCAUGAAUUUUUAAAUGGAUAUCAUAGUGUAUAAUUUUAACACUAAUAACUUCUGUACAUGUGUCUUAAGAGUGCAUCUGUUUCAAACAACUUGUAAAUUAGCAAAUAUGUUUUUAAUAUUGUAAGACGAUAUCAAUACAUAUCCCAGAAUGAUUACAAAUCAUAGGCAGUGCUUAAAUUUGUCCAUUUUUUCUCUGCAUCAGAGACGUUAAUAUCAUGUGUCUACAAUGAGUUGAUUUUUAUCAUUAAAUUUUACUUUUUUGGCUCAUUUUGGCAUGAUUUAUGUUGGAGUUGAUUAUUUAAUACACCAUCCAAAAGAUAUCUGUAUUUUUUGGAGUCCCUUACUCCAGAGACCAGCAGGACCAUAUAUUUUCUCAACGAAGAUACAAUAUAUUAUAGUAAGUAGCCUUUCUACAUUCCUUAAUGAUGAUAUGAUUUGUCUGCAAGAAAAUCCUCAGGAAUUUUUUACCGUAUUGGUGUUUGUUUUAGGAUAGUUUCUGUUCUUUAAUAAACAGUACUUUUUUGAAGCUGAAAAUACAUUUUACUUCAGAAAUAAAUUUUUUUAACCUGGAAAGCUCAAAUCAGUUAUUAAAAUAGAAAUUGAGUAAUUUUGUGAUUAAUUUAUAUUGUUUUAUCAAAUUUAGAGAUAAAUAUAUGGUAGUUUUGUCAUCAGUAAUACCAACGUAUGAUGAUUGAAGGAAAUGAUGUCACUGAUGCCACAUAAGACUUGUUCAAGCUGUCAGGGUGAGACCAUCUGGCAUGCUUGACUUACUUUGCCUCCUUACUUUCAGGUACUGCAGUGCCUUGUAAAAUACCCUGCAUUGUUUUCUCUUUUAAUUCAGUAGGGUCUCCAUUUACCAUAGGGUUUCCUUCCAAUAAUGCUAGAUCAACAUUUAUACCUCACCUUAACUUAUGUUAAUUAGACAAGCCACAUUUUGUCUUAUUUACUCCUUUUUCCUUUUUUGUAAUAGUCUUACCAUGUAGUCUUAAGCUCAUGGCAAUCCUAAAGUUCCCAAAUGUGGGGUUAGGCACUUACCACCCUUCCAGGAAAAAAUUUUAUAUCUAUUGUAUAAUGAAAUAUUGAAUGCCUCAUAUGUGUCAUGAGCUACUACAUUGUGGAAUACAUAGUUUACAAUUACAUACUUGCACGUGUGGAUAAUUUUACUUCAGCUCAUUUCUAAUUCUUAUCAUCAUCAGAACACUACAUAAUGCAUACUGUAAGUGCAACCAAAGCAAAACUGCAAACAGAGGUCAUUUUAUCCUGAGCAUAUUUAUUUCCCACCAGCUUACAAUCAAGAAAAUAUUAGUGGUAACAGCAGUUUAUGUCUGAUAUUCUACCACUCAAGCACAGAUGAAUUGCGUGAUUUAAGUCAAAUGGGGAGCCAGAGGGAAACAACCUGUGCAAAUCUGUGGAACAUGUGUCAAAAUAUGAGAAGUUCUAAGUGAAUUUAGAAUAAAACCAAGGAAAAUAAAAGCCUAUCAAUACAA
Molecule: messenger RNA, 5213 nt
Organism: Cavia porcellus (domestic guinea pig)
Lineage: Eukaryota; Metazoa; Chordata; Mammalia; Rodentia; Caviidae
Product: zinc finger protein 14-like
Exons: 4
Coding region: 131-1750 (539 amino acids)
Biological process (GO): regulation of DNA-templated transcription
Molecular function (GO): RNA polymerase II cis-regulatory region sequence-specific DNA binding; DNA-binding transcription factor activity, RNA polymerase II-specific
Source: RefSeq, a predicted model, not a curated record